GAAAAUAUUUCCAAACCUUGCCGUAAACCCCAGAGCCUCUGAGGUUUUGACUUAAAAGUCAACCCCCACUCACACACCCCCUUUCACUUUCUCUCUCUUCCAAUGUUCGUCAAUUCUGCUCCACUUCACUCCUUCAACAAUGGAACCUCAAUUCUCUCUCAAACGCCACCAUUCUCACUCUCUCUCUAACCCAACAUUAUCAUCUUCCUCUUCUACUCCACCUUCUCAACAACUCAUACCCUCCGAAAAUGGCGGCGAAACCCAAUUCCGAAUCCUCUGUCCCUCCGCAAAAGUCGGCGGUGUCAUCGGAAAAGGCGGCGCCGUAAUCCGCCAACUUAGGGAUGAUACCGGUGCUCGAAUUCGCAUCGUUGAUGAUCUUCCCCCCUUUUCGCGCUGCGAUGAAAGGGUAAUUCACAUCAUCGCCGAUUCGAAAAACCCUAACCCUAAUUCUGGGGAGGAGAGGGAAGAAGGGUCGAUUGCGCAGGCGGCGUUGGUGAAGGUGUUUGAGAGGAUAUUGAAGGUUGAUGAAGAGAGGAGUGAGAAGAAUGAGAGUGAGAAAAUGGAGGAUGAGAGGAGAGAGAAUAAUGGGAAUGGAAAUGGUGGGAGUAGUAGUGGGAAUGGUGGGCAAUCUGGGCAUAUUGUUUGUAGAUUGUUGGCGCCGAGUAAUCAAGUUGGGUGUGUUCUUGGAAGAGGUGGGAAGAUUGUGGAGAAGAUUAGGCAAGAGAGUGGUGCUCAAGUUAGGGUUUUGCCUAGGGAGCAACUUCCUGCUUGUGCUUCUCCUGGGGAGGAAUUAAUUCAGAUGGCAGGAAAUUUUCAAGCUGUAAAGAAAGCUCUCUUGUCUGUUUCAAGUUGUCUUCAGGAGCAUCCCAAAGCUGAUAUGUUUCAAGGACCAAAUCUUGCUAGUCAGACAGAUUCUUUUCCUCAAAGAGGUGCACAUGCUGCUGAUCAUAGCCAUAGGAUAGCUCCAGAAGAUGAUGUUGUUUUCAGAUUGCUAUGCCAAGCAAGUAAAAUUGGCAGUUUGAUAGGAAAGGGUGGGUCCAUUGUACGGGCAAUUCAAAAUGAAACUGGGGCAUCAAUCAAGAUAGGAGAUACUGUUUCUCCUGAUUCAGAUGAACGGGUUGUAUUCGUAUCAGCACGAGAGAGUAUGGACCUGAAACACUCUGCUGCUCAGGAUGCUGUCAUCCGUGUGCACAGCCGAAUAGCAGAGGUCGGAUUUGAACCAGGUGCUGCAGUUAUUGCCCGGCUUCUUGUCCAUUCACAACAAAUAGGUUGUUUGUUGGGUAAAGGAGGCCUAAUUAUUGCUGAAAUGAGACGACUUACUGGUGCUAGUAUUCGAAUUUUUGGCAGGGAACAAGGCGUGAAUCCUAAUAUCCAAAAUGAUGAAGUUGUGCAGGUUAUUGGAAGUUUGCAGUCAGUUCAGGAUGCUUUAUUUCAGAUUACUAGUAGGCUUCGGGAUGUUUUGUUUCCCCCGAAGCAGCACCUUUCUCAUGUUAGUAGCUCGCCUUACUUCACUACCUAUCAGGAAUUACCAUCUCCUUCAUUUCGCCCUAGACAUGAUCAGGCUUCUCCUGGUCAUUAUCAUUCACCAGUUGGAUUACCUCAUGCAUAUGACAAUCGUUCUGCUGGCCAAGGGCAAGCUCAUUCAUCAUUUCCACAUGAAAUGGAUAGAGUUGAUGGACCUAGUGGCGAACAUGACCACCAUCAGUAUGGUAGUGAUAGAGCUUCUUAUGGCCUGUCAUUUGAGAAGCCAGCUUCACCUAAAGUGUGGCAUCCCCAGGCUGCUGACUAUGGGAAUCCUAGCAGAUAUUCUGACACAGUCGCUGGGUCUUCAAGUAUGGUUGCAAAAAAUAAUGAAAGUGGUCAGAUGCCGAUGGUGACAUCUGUAGAAAUUGUAGUUCCACAGAUAUUGCUACCUCAUGUUUAUGGAGAAAACAAAACUAAUAUUGGACAUAUAACACAGUUUUCUGGAGCAGAUGUAAUUGUUCAUGAUCCUAAUCCUGGUGCUACUGAGGGUCGAGUCGUUAUAUCAGGAACUCCAAGUCAACUGCACACCGCUCAAAGCCUUGUUCAAGCCUUCAUCUUCUGCAGUCAAGCAUUUUGAUAACCCCCUUAUACAACUCGCAUGCAGUUCAGAUAAUUACAGUUGAAGACAAGAUGUACAUUAUUGAGCUAACCUCUUUGUAACUUACUCUCAAUUUUGUUUGUUGAAUUGCUGUUUUAGACCUUUCAGUAAAAAGGAGCUGAAGCUCCAUCAUAUUAAACCAUUGAUGUAUAUUUUCAUAGAUUUAUUAAAUUGGCCAAUUGGUCUAUCAUUUUUUUAAUCCUAUUUCUAGUGCUUUAUUAGAUAUCCAACAAUUGUGUGGAUGAUGAUGUUUAAAACUUCCUUUCAAUUUGUAUAUUUAAUACAUGUACAUUAGGGGUUGUUUGGUUGAA
This is a messenger RNA of Chenopodium quinoa (quinoa), 2433 nucleotides long. Its product is annotated as KH domain-containing protein HEN4-like. Bases 140 to 2101 code for a protein of 653 amino acids. The transcript is spliced from 7 exons. Gene Ontology annotation, biological process: regulation of gene expression. Gene Ontology annotation, cellular component: nucleus; cytoplasm. NCBI's taxonomy places the organism in Eukaryota, Viridiplantae, Streptophyta, Magnoliopsida, Caryophyllales, Amaranthaceae. Gene Ontology annotation, molecular function: mRNA binding. The record is from RefSeq and is a predicted model, not a curated record.